UACACAAUUAGCGGCGCGCCGUCGAAUAUGAUAAUACGCUGCGUUCAAAUUCUAUGGAAACCUAAGGUCAAGAGAGGGAGAUCUAACAUAGACUCGGCUGAACGAGGUAAAGAAAUUCCCUGGACGAACUAACGGUAAUUCGCCAAAUAAGCUGUGUUUGUGAGCUGAGUUUGAACUUUGAGAGGCAGCAGUUGCAGGUACAGGUGUAUGUGACUGAGCUGCAGACCGCCAGGCCAGGGGAGGGUACAGGUGGAGCAUUGCCUCUCCGCCUCUGCGAGAGACUAGUACAGUGAACACACGACUUCGCGCUUCGAAGGCUUGGAGUUGGAGAACGAGUAGAUCUAGUAACUCUGUCUCGAUCUUGGGGAGAUUUCCAGCACUGCACUGCAUAAGAUUUCUUCAGAAGCUAGAGUAAACCUUAAGAGACAUCAAAAGACUGAAAAUGGCAGAACCAACAGAUUCUUGCUUCAGCAACAUACUCAUGCUGACGGAUUCUUACAAGGUCACCCAUCACAGACAGUAUCCUGAUGGCACCACUCUUGUCUCCUCCUACUUUGAAAGUCGUGGUGGCAAGUUCCCGGAAGUGGUUUUCUUUGGUCUCCAGUACAUCCUGAAGCGAUGGCUGUGUGGCCCAGUCAUCACGGCUGAGAAGAUCGCUGAAGCUAAAGAAUUGUAUAAACUUCACUUUGGGCAAGACCACUUUAAUGAAGCAGGAUGGACACACAUUCUAGAGAAACAUGGUGGAUACCUGCCGAUGAAGAUAAAGGCUGUGCCAGAAGGAUCUGUGAUUCCAUACAAGAAUGUCCUCUUCACUGUAGAAAACACAGACCCUCAAGUCCCAUGGAUUACAAAUUGGUUUGAGACUUUGAUGGUGCAGGUGUGGUACCCUAUGACGGUGGCAACGAAUUCCAGAGUACAAAAGGUGCUAAUAGCCAAGUACCUGAGUGAGACAGCUGAUAAUCUGACAGGCCUUCCCUUCAAGCUCCAUGACUUUGGAUUCAGAGGCGUGUCAUCAGUUGAGACUGCUGGAAUCGGUGCGGCUGCCCAUCUGGUCAAUUUUCAAGGAACAGACACCAUAGCAGGCAUUGUUAUGGCUAAGAAGUAUUACUCCUGUAAGAUGGCUGGAUUCUCAAUUCCUGCUGCUGAACAUAGCACAAUUACAACAUGGGGGAAGCAUGGAGAGCGGGAAGCCUUCAAGAACAUGCUGGACCAGUUCCCUACUGGCCUGGUGGCAGUGGUCUCUGACAGCUUUGAUAUCUACAAUGCUUGUGAGAAGGUGUGGGGUGAGGAGCUGAGGGAGCAGGUCAUCCAGAGAGGGGAGUCAGGUUCAAUACUCGUCAUCAGACCUGACUCAGGAGAGCCCAGCGAGGUUGUUAUGAAGGUAUUAACCAUCUUGAGCAAGGUGUUUGGAUGCAGUAAGAACUCCAAGGGUUACAAGAUGCUUCCGCCUUACCUCAGAGUGAUCCAGGGAGACGGUGUGAACUACGAUGUCAUCGAGCAGAUCCUGAGCAGGAUGAAGAAACUGGAGUGGAGCGCUGACAACCUCACCUUCGGCAGCGGGGGUUCUCUUCUUCAGAAGCACAAUAGGGAUACGCAGAAGUGUGCCUACAAGUGCAGCUACUGUGUCGUUGAUGGUGAAUCGAGGAAUGUAUUCAAGCAGCCUUCCACAGACCUGGGCAAGAAAUCCAAGAAAGGCCAGCUAUCCCUGCAGGAGGUUGAUGGAAAGAUUGUUACAAUAGAAGAGGGGAAAGGGGACCCAAAUAAAAAUCUUCUAGAGUUGGUGUAUGAGAAUGGGCAGCUUCUGAAGGACCAGACUUUGGAUGAGAUUCGGCAGAGGGCUGAGAUAGAUCUCGUCAAACAAGGCUCUAAGAACAGGACCAAGUAAGACGGUUCCCAAUCAAGCCUUAGAGUGCUAGACCACAAAAAUGACAGUUUUUAGAAAUUUCCUUGUAUCUGCUAUUCUCUCAUAGUCUGUCAUUGAGUGAUUUAAGGGUGCUGAGAUUCUGUACUCAUCUGUUCAUCUAUGUGUUCAAAAUGUAGUCUAAAAUAGCAUUCGUGAAUAUAACCCUUUUUACAGAUUAAUUUAUAUACUAUCAUGAUCGAAUCUUUAAUCUUGAUUGGAAAGCUUUAUUCAUGUAGUUGAAAUAUCAGAAUCUGCCGAUCAUGUUUGAUAGGCUCUGAUCUCAUUGCUGAAUUUUGACUGAAAUAUACUACUUCAAGGCUUUGUCAUUUUGAGAUUCUUUUCUUGUAUCUAAUGAAACAUUUACAAAUGGUGUGGAUAUGUAUUUGUAAAGUUAUUUAUAAGGCGAUAAGUCUGUAUUACAAUGCUCUCCUUAAUGAUUAAUCUGAUUUUAAGCUUGUAUAGAAGUGAUUUGUAAUGUAUCUAGAUUUUAAGUCCUUAUAAAGAUGUGUACCAAUUAUCCAGAAUUAUAAUGCAAAUCAGGAUUUCAAUAUGCCUAUUGAAUUAAAGUCCAGUUUGAAGUGGGCAUACAAAAUGUAAACACAGUAUUCUUCCCAACUCGCUUGACUUUUCGAAGUAAUUACCAACUUUUCAAAAUUUUCGUAGAAUUGAAAUGAAUUUUACUUUAUGUUUUCUCAUGCACUGCUCACAUGAUUUGAGAAACCAAUCUACAAAUCGUUUUAAUCUUGUUUCCAUCAUGUAAAUCUGCUAUUUAGAAUAUCAUGACACACGUUCAGUUAAUCUGUUUGCUGAACUUUGAAGUUUGAAUGAACUUCAUCACCUUUUCUGUAAUAUCUUACCAGAGUUUGUUAAAUGUCUACGCAGCUGUUUAUGCCACUUUUGGUAAUUACAUCAACUCAGAUUUUUAAGAGGUAUUGCUAACUAUAGAAUAAUACAUUAAAUAUUAAUUUACAAUGCCUUAGUAUUCAGGAUUGCUUGAUUUGCUGCAUCAUAUCUGAGCGAGUCUUUCCUCAUGAAAAGGAACAACAGUAGGGGAAUAUAAAUAUUUAUAAAGUGGCAUGAUUUAUGUAUGAAUUUAUGAUUGAUAAUGUUCAGAAUUAUAGGUUUUAUCCAAAUUAAUUAAUAUUUUUUCUUUUCUUUUUUAAUAAAAUGUACCCAGAUAAUCAUGAAUGAUAAAUGUUGCUAAUAUCUUUUGUAUAUUUUGUGUUUUAAAGAAAAAAAAUCUUCAAUGAUUAAAUAUAUAUACUGGUACUCAGUUUGUAAGUGAUCUAUGUGUACCUUACCACAUUUUAGUAAUUAUUUGUUAUAGCAUAUAUAUUAAUUCUGUGGAAACUUCGUAUAUGAUUUAUAUUGUUUUGAUAGCCGUCCUUGACAAAAGUAACUAAGUCCAGGUUCAUUUAUUAUUUUUCUGAGGAAUUUGUGUGUAUAUAUUGCUUUGUAUAUUUUUGUUUUAGCCUACUUUGAAGAUCAGAAGGAAGUUGGGAAGAACAAGUGUAUUGUUUCUUAUGUUAAAACGUCUUGCAGCUGUCUUGGUUGGCCAUGUUUUUGGUCUCUAUACAAACCAGGAUUCAUGCAAAUCAGAGAAACUCUUACUUGAUGGAACAAGUUGAUUACAUUUGGUUUCUGAUCAGAGAAAGGGAAGAGUGUGAAGUGCCAUAGACCUGAGGAAUAUUUUUUAAUGUGUGUUUACUUUCUAUAUUAUUGUGUGCUGUGAUGUGGAUCUAGAUCAUCAUUAAAUAGGUAUUUAAUAUAAUAAUUGUUUACAAAACUAAGAAGAGAAAAAGACAAAUGGUCUUGUUCUGUUUAGGCAGUUAUAGCUACAGCAAUCAUUAGAGUAGGAGGGUGUUAAAAAUACUUGUGAAUUAUUUGUAUAGUCUGGUGUGAUAACAUUUUAUUCAGAGAUAUGGACAUGUAGAAGAAGAUGAAUUUUCUUCUUCUGAAUUCUAGAAUGUUAAAUUUAGAAGUAGAGGCACUUACUUGAUAAGUGAUUAUAUAUAAGUGAUUUUACUUGCUUAGGUUAGUCACAGUGAUAGAUUUUUUUUGGAAUUUAGAUAUUCUGUGCCAUAGGUGCAGUUGCAAUACCAUGUUUCUCUGUCUCUUGUGUGCUGUGUGUAAUGUAAAUGGUGUAAUGUAAAAUGUACAAUUAAAAUGGCAGGCAUUAAAUCUUUUUUCUACAUUUCUUUGUGAUUGAAAAUAUCUUGUUGCAAUACCUCUUCCAUAAAUUCUAAAAGUGUGUUCCUUGGUAUAUUUCUGAUUUAGUGUGACAUGUUAUACAUGAUUUGGGAGUCAAAUAAUUUUAAGAUACACUUUGGGCUAUUUCAUGUAUGCUCAUGAGUGACUAGGUAUAACCUUGCUUAUGAAUAUUACAAUGUAUUUUUUCUGAAAUUCUUUAUAAAAAGAAAGUAAUUGCAUAGACACUUUAAAGUGAAAAAUGUGUAAUUACUGUUGAAAAAUAUACAUUUGUAGGAAUAAGUCGUAAUAAAAACCUUGUUACUUUUCACUUUUGCAACACUGGGAAUUGUUUAUAUUUAGGUACAUGUAUCUCAUAACAAUUUCCGUGUUAUGCAUUGUGUAACAGUUGUUUCUUGCAUUUACAUGUUUAAACAAUUUAACUAAGAAAAUCAAAUGUUUCUUCACAUGUGAUGACAUACUCAUGAUACUGGUACUGUAGCUCUGUAAGAUCAGUGAAAUGUCAUACAUACACUGUGUCAUAGUGUGUAAUAUAUAGAAUAGAAGUAACUUCAAUGUUACAUUGUGCAGUCAAAACAUCUUUGUAAAUUGAUUAAUGACAUUUCAUAUUUUAGAUCACCAAGUCAUAAUUCUUCAUCCCAACAGCACCUUGUUUUUAAUUUAAAAUCUACAUUGAAGCCUGACCAAUUUGCAUCGUGAUAUUCGUGAUGAAGAAAGCAGGGUAAUUAUCUUUUUGAUGAUCAAAAGAAUUUUUUUAAUUCACAAUUUUGUAUCUUUUAAAUGUUUUUUUUUUGUGUGUCAAUGCCUUUUUGUCAAUGGAUGUAAAUUGAUUAUGUAAGUACUAAGUACUUCUAUUGAAAGUGAAUUGAUUCACUGUUUGUAAUGAUAAUGAACCCUACGCGUGCAAGAGCUCUUUUUUCUAAGUAGAUACAAAAUAAUUUUUGUAAUGCUUUAGGAUUUAGUCAACCCUGACAUCAAGGUAAAAUUAAUAAUGGCAAAAAGUAGAAAAAAACAUAUCAAUUAAAGUUGUUAAAAGAAAUCUGAGACAAAAAAAAGUUCACCCAAAAAUGUAAGUCCAUAAGAUCACUUUACGUUAAAUGAUUUUCUAUUGGAGCAACUUUUGUUUUGUACAGAAAAGUGUAAAGAUGUCCCUCCUUUUGUUAACUGGUGAAAAACUGUUCAUUUUAUAUUGCAGUCACAUAAGAAGAUAAUCCCUGUGGUAAACAUUUUGUUUUCAUGGUUUUAAUAAGUAUUUUUUAAUUUCCUCAGGAGCAUAAAGAAAAUUGUGAUUUUUUACGUGUACUAAAGAGGUAAGGGGUAACUGCAAUGAAAAUCAUGAAGUUGUCACAGUAUUUAAUAGUGAUCUUCACUUCUGCAAAGAUUUGUCACAUUAUUAUCCUUCAUCAAACUUUUGCUAUACAAAAUAAUUAUCAACCCAUUUCACUGAUUUGUCUGUUUUUACUGAUAAUAUUUAUCAACAACUUGCUUUUUGGGAUGUCACUCGAUUAAUGUUCAACGUGUUGUAUCAGUUGGGGGAGGUUUUACAGAGUUUUGUAAAUUUAUUGAGUUGAAUGUAUUCAGAUAAAGAUGUAUGUCAUAAUCCCUUCAGCUUUGGUUUUAACAGCUUGUGUACUGCCCAUUUUUAGAUAAUUUUUUACCGGUAUUCCUUUCAAAAGAACACAUGAAGUUAUUCAUUUGAUUUGUUUUCUUCUAUUUAUAGAUAACUGUAAUGAAAUCUAAAUUGAUGUAACCCCUCAAAAUAAAAAAUACCUGCAUAUAUCAUGUAUGAAAUAUUAUUUUUGUAAACCUAAAUACAAGUAAUUUUGUUCCUACAAAAGAGGCUUAGUUUUUAUCCAAUGAAUUAAAAACCAGAACCUAUUACAUUUUAAAAUAACAUUUCGCUUGAAUGAUAUAUGCUACCGGUAGUUAAAUACUCUUUGAUGGAUAUGUCCAUUUUCUUUAAAAUUUGAUAUUUCACAAGUGUAUGUAAACUUGUUGAAGUAGCAUUCUAUCCUAUUCUUAUAUUCUACUCAGUGGAGAUCAUACAUGUUUCAAUGUUGACUGUGGUUUGGAUAUACUCUUUAUGUGAAUAUGAUAAUGCUAACAUUAUAAUCAAGCCUUCUUCAUGAAUGUAAUUUGACAAAAAACCUCUAAGAAAAAUUAAAGGGGCUGCAUUCUAAGUUGCGACUAGGGUUAUCGUUUGAACAGAAUGGCUGCAGCCAGCAUGAUCGACACUUUGUCUGGAAUUGGCUGAUGCACUCUAGUGAUCAGUAGAAGCAUUCCCAAACAGUCGCAUUCAGGGAAAGUUAUAUCUUGAUGUACUUGUGAUGUCUCAUAUAGAUACAUGCACUGAAUGGAAAUAAUUUUUAAUCAGAAUCAUAUCUCCGUGAAUUAUACAAUGUCUAGCUAUACAUGUACUUCAGUUUCUACUAUCAUGAAGAUUUGAUAUUUAACCAUGAAUUUAAUAAAUGGAGUCAAACGAAA
Strongylocentrotus purpuratus (purple sea urchin) is the source of this 6595-nucleotide messenger RNA. RefSeq names its product nicotinamide phosphoribosyltransferase. The record is from RefSeq and is a predicted model, not a curated record. Bases 443 to 1885 code for a protein of 480 amino acids. NCBI's taxonomy places the organism in Eukaryota, Metazoa, Echinodermata, Echinoidea, Camarodonta, Strongylocentrotidae. Gene Ontology annotation, molecular function: nicotinamide phosphoribosyltransferase activity. Gene Ontology annotation, biological process: NAD+ biosynthetic process. The transcript has 9 exons.